This is a messenger RNA of Sorex fumeus (smoky shrew), 2735 nucleotides long. RefSeq names its product PHD finger protein 1 (gene PHF1). Lineage: Eukaryota; Metazoa; Chordata; Mammalia; Eulipotyphla; Soricidae. Gene Ontology annotation, molecular function: DNA binding; chromatin binding. The coding region runs from base 688 to 2394 and encodes 568 amino acids. Gene Ontology annotation, cellular component: nucleus. The transcript is spliced from 15 exons. Gene Ontology annotation, biological process: chromatin organization; regulation of DNA-templated transcription. The record is from RefSeq and is a predicted model, not a curated record.
CGCGGCCAGCGCCCAGCCCGGGCGGCCGCUCCCCGCCCAGGUGCGGCGGGAGGGGUAGCGCGUGCGCAGACGCGCGGGGGUCCCCGCCGGGCGCGGGGGGCGGGGCCGGGCCGGGAAGGUGAAUGGAGGGCGGGGUCGCGCCGGGGUCGGGGGGCGGGGCCUCUGCGCCCGCGGGGCGGGGGCGGGGCCGGAGCGCGGGGCCCGGGGCGGCAGCCGGGAGGGGUUUCCCUCCUGCCCCAGGGUGGCGCUCCCCGGGAGGGCCGGGGCUACGGGGAUUCCCUGGGCCCGCGGGCCUGGCGCGGCUCCCGCCGCGGGCGCCCGAGCCCCGCAGGCCUGCAGGAGGUGAGGGAGGUGGGGUGAGGAGGUGCCCGCCCCCCCGGCUCCUCCUUCCCCCGUUCCUCCCCUCCCACCACCCUCCCCCGGAGCCGGUUUGUCCCUCCCCUCCCCUCCCCUCCUUCCCCCCGCCGCCUCCUCCCGCCGCUGCUGCUGCUUUGGCUGCUGCGUCAUACGCCCCAGAGCCGCCGGGACGGAGGGGCUGGGCCUGGGGACCCCCCGGCCUCUGCCCGCACACCCCCCCGGACGCCCAGACGUGCCUUCCCUGCGCGCGGGGGGCUCGCCUCGGCCUCGCACGUCUGCCCGCGCCCAGCUCCGGGCGGCCCCAGCUGUCACUGGCCCCCCCAGGAUGCAAUGGCACAGCCCCCCCGGCUGAGCCGCUCCGGUGCCCCCUCACUUUGGGAUCCAGCUUCCCCCGCGCCCACGCCAGGCGCCAGACCUCGCCUUUGGGAGGGUCAGGAUGUGCUGGCUCGAUGGACAGAUGGGCUGCUGUAUCUGGGCACCAUCAAGAAGGUGGACAGUGCCCGGGAGGUGUGUCUGGUCCAGUUUGAGGAUGACUCCCAGUUUCUGGUUCUCUGGAAAGACAUUAGCCCCGCUGCCCUACCCGGGGAGGAGCUCCUCUGUUGUGUCUGCCGCUCCGAGACCGUGGGCCCUGGGAACCGGCUGGUCAGCUGUGACAAGUGUCGCCAUGCUUAUCACCAGGACUGCCAUGUGCCAAGGGCCCCGGGCCCUGGAGAGGGAGAAGGUGCGGCUUGGGUCUGCCGCCAGUGCGUCUUUGCCAUCGCCACCAAGAGGGGGGGUGCGCUGAAGAAGGGCCCCUAUGCCCGGGCCAUGCUGAGCAUGAAGCUAUCUCUGCCGUACGGACUGAAGGGGCUGGACUGGGACGCAGGACAUCUGAGCAACCGGCAGCAGAGCUACUGCUACUGCGGUGGACCCGGGGAGUGGAACUUGAAGAUGCUGCAGUGCCAGAGCUGCCUGCAGUGGUUCCAUGAGGCCUGCACCCAGUGUCUGAGCAAACCCCUGCUCUAUGGGGACAGGUUCUAUGAAUUUGAAUGCUGCGUGUGUCGGGGCGGCCCAGAGAAGGUCAGGAGGCUGCAGCUUCGCUGGGUGGACGUGGCCCAUCUCGUCCUCUAUCACCUCAGUGUUUGCUGUAAGAAGAAAUACUUUGAUUUUGACCGCGAGAUCCUCCCAUUCACCUCUGAGAAUUGGGACAGCCUGCUCCUUGGGGAGCUCUCAGACACCCCCAAGGGAGAACGUUCUUCUAAGCUCCUCACUGCGCUCAACAGCCACAAAGACCGUUUCAUUUCAGGGAGGGAGAUUAAGAAGAGGAAAUGCCUGUUUGGUCUCCAUGCGCGGACCCCGCCCCCCGUGGAGCCUCCUCCUGGAGAUGGAGCCCCCACCAGCUUCCCUUCAGGGCAGGGCCCUGGGGGAGGGGUCUCACGUCCCCUGGGGAAGCGUCGGAGGCCGGAGCCAGAGCCCCUGAGGAGGAAGCAGAAGGGGAAAAUGGAGGCGCAGGAGCCACCGUCAGCAGCGCGCCAUCGGCCCGAGCCCCAGGAGCAGCGGGAGCGGGCUCGUCUGCAGAGGGCACUGCAGGCCUCGGCGUCGCCGCCAUCCCCCAGCCCUAACCAGAGUUACCAGGGCAGCAGCGGCUACAACUUCCGGCCCACAGAUGCCCGCUGCCUGCCCAGCAGUCCCAUCCGGAUGUUCGCUUCCUUCCACCCCUCUGCCAGCACCGCAGGGACCUCUGGGGAUGGUGAACCCCCAGACAGGUCACCCCUGGAACUUCACAUUGGUUUCCCCACAGAUGUCCCCAAGAGUGCCCCCCCUCACUCGAUGACUGCCUCAUCUUCCUCAGCCCCGGCCCCCUCCCCAAGUCUUCCCCGACGCUCGGCACCUUCUUCUCCCCUGUGCCGUGGUCUGUCUGCUGGGGCUGCGGGAGGAGUCCGAGGUGGGGUUGGCUACCUGUCCCGCGGGGACCCCGUCCGCGUCCUGGCUCGGAGAGUGCGGCCCGAUGGCUCUGUGCAGUACCUGGUUGAGUGGGGAGGUGGGGGCAUCUUCUGAGCAGCCUGCCUCUGCCCACUUCCCCAUUCACACACUGGCACUUUCAAUUCCCUGACCUCUGACCUCACCUGCAGCUGGGAUGUACCUGGGGAGUAGUUCUCCCUACUGCCCAGGCUGGAAUCCAGGAGGGGGGCUGGGGAAGAGGCCUCUUCUCUGCUCCCCUCUUGAUUCCUGACCCCUCCCCACCCCCUUUCUCAUUUCCUUUGAUGUUAUUUUGUUACAACUUUUUAAAUAUUUUUUAAAAUUAUUUAACCCCUGAAUUCGAAAGACGGAGGAGGGAGGGAGGGGAGGAGCUGAUCAAAGAUCCCAGACUCUGUAUGAUUGAAAUAAAGAGAAAUCAA